Molecule: messenger RNA, 1585 nt
Organism: Exophiala oligosperma
Lineage: Eukaryota; Fungi; Ascomycota; Eurotiomycetes; Chaetothyriales; Herpotrichiellaceae
Exons: 1
Coding region: 123-1463 (446 amino acids)
Molecular function (GO): FMN binding; oxidoreductase activity
Source: RefSeq, a predicted model, not a curated record
AGAGUACCCGGGAUGUACUCCGUACUUUUGCUUCUAUUUCCCCCAUACAGCAUCUUUGACGUGUCUCUAUACGGGCUGCCUUGGCUAUCACCUCUUGUGUUGACAAUACUCAUCAUCUCAUAAUGUCGAACAAUACAAAAAGUGAUUCCUCACAAUGGAACCAGCCCUAUACCGAGCCUGAUCCGGACGCGUACUCCUCCUACCAACGUGAAGUCUACGGCUCAUUGCGUGCUCCACUGUUUUCAACCAAACCUCAAGAAUGGGAAUCUCUAGCACGAGCAAAAGUGCCAGCCUCUAACUUUGGCUAUGUCUAUGGCUCUGCCAGCAGCGCUCAGACCAAUGCCGCCAACUUGUCCGCCUUUGAUCGCUACCGUCUCAAGCCGAGUAUGCUCGUCAAUGCCACCAGACGAGAUGUCAGCAUUGAACUAUUCGGCACAAGGUAUAAUAGUCCGCUCCUCGUCGCACCUGUAGGCGUUCAAAAUAUCAUGCACCGAGAUGGAGAAGAGGCCACGGCCAGAGCAUGUCAAAAGGUCGGUGUGCCCAUGAUCACCUCCUCCGCCGCAACCAGAACCCUCGAGCAAAUCGCGGCGGCCAACGGAGACGGCAACCGAUGGUACCAGCUCUACUGGCCACGACCGCAGUGGGAAGAAGUGACCGUCAGCCUUCUUAACCGGGCCAAGGCCAAUGGAUACAAGGUCCUCGUCGUGACCUUGGACACGUUCAAUCUUGCCUGGCGACCGACUGACCUCGACACCUCGUACCUGCCAUUCAUUUGGGGCGACGGCUGUCAGAUCGGACAUUCUGACCCCGUUUUCAAUAGACGGUACGAGGAAUCUCUGAAACAAGACAAGCGAAACUACGGUGAAAAGCUGGCCGAGUUAUGGACAAUGCUCAAACGCCCUGGAUCGGCGUACGGCGCCGUUCGCGUCUUGACAAACAUUCAUGUCUUGCAAAAGUCCCGGGCUUGGCUGGAUGUCUUGAACUCUGGGACCUACCGAGAGUGGCAACAUCUCGAGAUUCUCAAGAAGCUCUGGGACGGUCCGAUUGUUCUCAAAGGUAUUCAGACCGUCGAAGAUGCCCGCAAGGCCGUCGAAUAUGGCAUGGAUGGCAUCAUAGUUUCCAAUCACGGCGGUCGACAGUGCGAUGGAGCGAUUGCGUCACUUGAUGCUCUGGCUGAUAUUGCUGCUGACGAGGUCGUCCAGCGGUCCAAGUUGACACUGUUGUUUGACAGUGGUAUUCGCACGGGGGCUGACGUACUCAAGGCGCUCGCGUUGGGUGCCAAGGCUGUGUGUAUUGGCCGUCCGUACAUGUACGGUCUCGCCAUCGGUGGUGAACAGGGUGUGGAGCAUGUCCUCAGGUGUUUAUUGGCAGACACUGACAAUAUGCUCGGCAAUAUGGGGAAAAAGAGUAUACAUGAUCUGAGUAGACAUGAUUUACAGAUUCGGCACGAGUCAAAAUUGUAACUACAUUUGAUUUAGCAAAGGAUGUACUGUUUUGUGAGAAGAGGAUUCUGAAUAAGGGACACUGAUUCAUUGUUCAUUGUUCAUUCUUCAUUGUACCCUAUGACUCCUGACCAAAGUAAGAG